Molecule: messenger RNA, 839 nt
Organism: Porites evermanni
Lineage: Eukaryota; Metazoa; Cnidaria; Anthozoa; Scleractinia; Poritidae
Source: the annotation of a GenBank genome assembly
AUGUCAUCGAUCAUCUCAAGUUGGUAUUUGCAGAGAAUGGAAUACCAGAAACCCUCAGGCUGGUAUCUGACAACAGGCCCCAGUAUACACACUGUAGCAGCCAAGAAUUUGCAGCCUUUUGCAAACAGUCGGGCAUUGACCACGUGACAAGUUCACCACUGUAUCCUCAGAGUAAUGGCUUUAUAGACAACAGUCCAGACAGUAAUGAAUCUUCUAGGAAAAGCAGAAGCCUUGGGGCAAGACCCCUAUCUAGCACUGUUGACAUACUUUUCCACACCUAUAGACAACAGCCUACCAUCGCCUGCCCAACUGCCGAACCACAGAGAUUACCCCACACAGUUACCAAUCAGUGAACGGCUUCAACGUUCUCAAGCCCUUGCUGGCCACAGAGAACAACUGCAGAACCGACAGAACAUCGAAAGAAAACAGUACGAUAGUAUAUCGACACUCAAACGUAGAAAACCUAUAUAUCAAGAUGAGGAGGUAGUUGCGUUCCAGCCAAGAACCGAGACUUGGGACUCCAGCACAGGUGAGGGAAGAGGCCAGUGACCCACAGUCCUACAUUGUUAAGACAGCUGAUGGGUCUGCAUGAGCUAAGAUACAAUGGAAUACAAUUCAAGCUCUUAGAGAAGACAGCAAGCCAGGUUAAUAGCAACAAAGAGAGUCUUUCAACACACAGAGUCCUAUCAAAACCUUCAGCCUAUCCCCAGUUGUCAUCACCAGAACUAACCCAAGCAGCCAGCCAGUCACCAGUGCCCUCUGACCAAAGUGAUGCUAACUUACCAAUGACAACUAGGAGCGGCCAUGUUGUGAAGAAGACCUCUAGACUAGACUUAUGA